AGCCCCUAGCAAUUUACACUAAUUUAAUUAGCCAACAUCAGGUAAUGGGUUCAUCAAUUCAAAACCAACAACGUCUAUAGCUUGAACCCCUCAGAAGAGCGCUUAUAUCUACGCAUAUUAGAUGUAAACAGUUUUAUUUCCAGUAAAUUAAUUUUGUUUUUUUUAUUAUAAAAUCUAAAAUAAUAUUUAAUUUAACAAAUAAAACAAAUUGUUGGUGAAAACCUAAAAUUUCUUUAGAAAAGAAUUGAUUUUCAUUUGGAAAAAAAAAGAAGAAGUAGAAAGAAAACUGCAUACAUGAAAAUUCCAAUACAGUUUGUAAGAAAAAAAAGCAAUGGAUUUGAAAAGCUUCUACAAGAAAAUCGAUGUGGAUGGCAUUAAAAAUAAAUUACCACCGUUGAAAAUUCCAAAAAUCAAAUCACGAAAAAUAUUCAAAAGCUCACGUGAGGAUUUGGCCCAGCAACAAUCACCAGCUGACGCAAUGGGAGUAGGUUCACCUAUAACACCACAAUCUCUGCCAGGACACUCCACUUUUAUUGAUCGAACUCCGACUAGAAUUUCCACAGUGGCAUCGCUGAUGAAUUUAAGUUAUGGCUUCAAGGAUAAACAGGAUGGUGGUGGGUUAUCGACUUAUAAGACCGCCAGCCAUUUCGAAGAGGAAAAUUGUCCGGAUGAGUUCGAUACCCGGGAACCAGUUAGUGGGAAUUCGGUGAGUAGGUUUGGCGAUAAAUGCAAGAAAACCUAUAAGGACAUUUCCGAAUUCAAGAUUAAGAAUAUUUUUGCGAAGAAAACCGUUGUGAAGAGGACAGAGAUUGAAGUGGAUAUUUAUGCGCGGCAGUAUGAGCGGGAUAUUUAUCUGGAAGAACGAGAGUCAGAGGACCACCUCGUCGAGCAGGAGUACAAAUUCGAGUUCAAGGAGGCCAGGAGGCGUCUUUCAGGGUCGUCGGGAAGCAUAAGCCCAGCUGAUUCGUUAAGAUCGGGAGUACCCAGUCCGAUGCGGUCUGAGUUGAGUCAUCUUCAACAAAACGAUACUCCUCCACUUUUGGCAAAGCGGAGGAAUGCUAUCUCACAUGCAGAUGCCCUCAGGCAGAGGCUACAACGAUCCGUGUCAAUGGAAAGCAACGAUGAACCGCCAAGAAAACCAAACAGAAGCAGCUUAUGGAGCGUUAACGAGAACAGUAACGCCGAAUCAGGAGAAGAACAGGUGCCAGUUCAGCGAACGACGGAUUCAAGGCUGUCGAAGUUUAAGAAGUCCAUGAAGGAAGGAAUCCGAGAGAUGUCCAUGGAUUCGGGUGAUGAUCGACCGAGAAUUGGUAUGUCUAUGGCGAGGUUUAAAAAGCCAACAAGGGAGACUUCAUCAGAUGGCAGGAAUGGGCCACCAGAAUCAGGCGAUGAUCAAGCGUCCGCGUCGGCGGUGGCUCCAAAGGCUGGCCCAUCGAGAAUGGCCAGACUGAAGAAGUCAAUGAAGGAAGGUAUUUCAGAAGGCUUUAUGGAUAAAAAUGUCCCUACUGAAUCAGGGGAUGACCAACCGCCAGUGGCUCCAAGAGGUGGCACAUCCAGAAUGGCACGAAUUAAGAAAUCAGUGAAGGAUGGAAUAGCAGAAGGUUUUUCGGACAAAAACACUGCAGUCGAAUCAGGAGAUGAGCCCGGAUCAACUAUUAAACCAUCAAGAAUGGCUAGAUUUAAGAAGUCAAUGAGGGAGGGAAUUUCAGAGAAAAAUAUCGCUUCUGCAGAAUCAGGUGAUGACCAACCCUCUACCCAAAAGGCCGGUCCCUCCAGAAUGGCAAGGUUCAAGAAAUCAAUUAAGGCAGGAAUUCCGGAAGCCAUUCGAGACAGACACGUUCCUCCAGAAUCAGGAGACGAACAGGCGGCGGCGCCACAAAAAGGUGUAUCAAGAAUGGCACGAUUUAAGAAGUCAAUGAGGGAAGGCAUAUCGGAAGGUUUUUCAGACAGAAACAUUGCCCCAUCAUCGGGUGAUGAGCAACAAUCUCAUAAAACUGGGACAUCAAGAAUUUCUCGAAUAAAGGCAUCAAUAUCAGAAAGAAAUAUUCCGACUGCCGAAUCGGGAGACGAGAUGCCCAAAUCCAGUGAAUCAAGAAUGUCCAAAUUCAAAAAGUCCAUGAAAGAAGGAAUGUCUCACGAAUUCGACAGCAACUGGAAUCUCAAAGGAAUUCGCAAUCGAUUCACCAACGAUGAUCCUGAGCCAUCAACAAAAACCAAAAAGAAUCUUCAAUCGCAAGAAUCGCUCGAUCAGCAUUCGGACUACGAGAAGAAGUCUUGGAAAUUGAGUAAUAUCCACCUUAGGCGGGCAGAGCCUUCAGAGAAAACCAAUGAACCAGGUAUGUCGAGUCCAGAGGGUAAAUUUGCUGGCAUCAAAAUGAGUAUAAACCGCUUGAAGAAUCGAAAACCCCAACGACAACAAUCUGAAGAGUCAGGGACCGAUCAGAAUGCAUCAGAGUCUCCGAAGCUCAAUAGGUCCGAACAACUGAAGGCCGGUUUGCGGCGGCUGAAAAUGAGAGAACGAUCGAUGACGUUUGACGAGGAAGAAACUAAAACUCCCAAAGAGAACGAUAACAUCAGCAGGCUUCGCAACUGGAAGAAGAGUAUCAAACUAAAGCGAACAACUCAGGCUGUUUCUGAAGAUUAUGGUGAAGAACCACCACCGUUACCUACUUCGUCGCCUCCUGGGCGAUCUCACACUUUGAUAAGAAAACUCAAUCAUAUUCGAAGCCGGAAGGUCGUCUCUGAAGAUAACGAGGAAUCAGCUGAUCCAGCAAACGACCAGCAGAAGCAAAAAUCAAGCAAUUUAGAGAAACUUGAACAAGCUCGUACAAAGGCAUUGAGAAAGGUUAAUGCCCAAGUACAGAAAAUGAAGAACUUCCAUGGCAAAUCAAGAGACUCGCCGUCUGAAGCCAGUCCCGAGAAGGAACCACGUAAAAUAAAAAAAGAUACCAUUUCGAAACCUCUCUCAAUGGUUCCGAGCUCACAUUCCAUAGUAUCGGCACUUUCGCUGGACGAUGACGAUCAAAAAGCUUUACCCGAAAUUACCGUUCGUAAGAUAAGCAAGUCAAAGCCUAAGCUUGCUGGCUUGGGCUCAAAUUCAAUGGAAUCUUCGCUGUCAGUAGAAGACACCGAAGACGACGACAAAGAAGAAGAUGCUCCAAGAGUUUUCAUCCACCAGGACAACUCCGACCAGUUUGAAUCUACUUUGACAGUUGCGGUCACACGGCCAGCACCACCGGUGCCUCCCAAGACAGCUGUUAUCAAGGAACUCACUCUCAAGACCAAAAACCAGGCACCCAAGACUGAAUGGAUCCCCAACAAAAACGCCAUUUCGAGCUUCUUGGAAAUGACUCCAACGCCAUCACCAGAGCCAGCAACAAAGCAACUCGAUGUCAGUCGAGGACACUUACGCAAACGUUCGAUGGAUUCCAAUGACUCGGACUCUUGGAUCCCGGACAAUUUCCGCAACAAGAGUUGCUCUUCAUCUUCCAUUGCUGGUUUAAAUAAGAUCAACGAAAACUCCCAGCCAUGGAAGGUCCACAGUGUCUUUAGUGAGGAGAAGCUCUACAAGACCAAGAGCAUUGAUAUUUUUGCAAAUCGCGAUGGUGGGGCCUUCAGGGACUUUGAUGAUGAAAUGAAAAACGUUCCGGUGAGACGUAUAAUUGCCGAUAGCGCAGAGAACUUGAACAAGCCUUAUGGUGAUAGCACCGACGAUGAAGAAGACUACGACAACCCUUCAAGAGUAACUCGAACGAAUCACGAGUCUCCAAUGGUUAGCACCAAAGUCGCCAUCGAAACCGUUCGAAGUUUAAACUCGUACGACAGUACUGAGAGCAACAAGGCAUACCGCGGCAGCCCAGUGCCAAGCAAGAAGCCGGCACAAAUCGGCAAUAGUCAGGAGAGUUUAGAUGCAAACUAUGACGAAAACGAUGAAAUAUCCAGCGAAGAAGACGAAGACGAGGAAGAAGAAGAAGAUGACGAAGCACCAACAAUGGCACCAUCGCCACCACCAUCAUUCUCCCCACCACCUCCACCAUUGCCAUUGAGGAAGCCCCCUCGUCUCGUUCCCGAACGAAACGAGUCGAUGGUGCGUCUGGCCCAUCCCCUCGUCAAACAAGGCUCAUUGCGGCGCCAUUUCAGUGAGGAACUCGAUGCAAGGGACUUGGGCAAGGUCAAUGACUUAAUAACCAAGUUCGAGAAGAAUCCGCCUUACGAAAAUGUACCACGAAUUCAGCUGAUUCCCAGUGAUGACGACACUGAUGGUACUUUCGAAGUUGAAGAACAGAAAGCAGCCAAAACAAAGGAGAAUGACGCCAAAAAGGUCGCCGUACAAUAUUCAUCAAAUGUUGUUGACUUGGACGACUUCGAGUUGGAGGACAAAAAUAAAACGCCGACUAGAGAAAAUAUUGGCGGCGGCGUCAAAAAGACCCGCUCUCAUCGUUACGGUAAUGGAAAUGGAAAUGGAACAACUGACGAAGAAGGUAACUUCGAGCAAAAGAAAGUGACCAGAAGCAGCAGCAAACGAAGACCAGCUCCAAUUCCCAUAAGACCUUCAGCAAUGAUGGAUGAUUCUAGAAAUAACAAUAUUUAUAACAACAACAACGACGAUGAAAUUAUAAGAUCGAAAAAGGAACACCCAAAAUCACCAUCUCCCGAAGAAUUAAAUGAAAAUCUAGACAAUGUAUCAAUUCAAAGUCCAAAUUCAAUUUACGGAUCACCAAUUGGUUCGAUUUGCUUAUCCGAAAGAAUUUCCACAAGUUCAAUAUAUGGAUCACCAGUUGGGGUGGCAUAUCCAAUGAAGACCGCCGACCAGAUGCAUACGAAUAGACGACGACUCUCGAAUCGCUCAUCGCUAAGGGAUGAUGACACAUUCUAUUCUUUUGAAAGUGACGAAGAGAAUAAUUUUUAUUCCUUGGGUGACUCGUCUGACAUGAGGUACACAAUCGAAAUCUGAACGUGAUGCGUGGAGGAGGAGGAGGACAUGGGAUUUAUUUUUGGAAUUACGAUUAAAGUUAGAAUAUUUUAAUUUAUUAUUAUUUAAUAAUAAAAGUAAUUAUGUGAAUGUCCGUUGCUGAUUAAUCUGAAUGUAAAUUAAAUAUUUCAUCUGGAAAGUA
Messenger RNA from Eupeodes corollae, 5114 nucleotides. It is a transcript of the gene PIP82, whose product is annotated as protein PIP82. The transcript has 3 exons. Bases 332 to 4954 code for a protein of 1540 amino acids. NCBI's taxonomy places the organism in Eukaryota, Metazoa, Arthropoda, Insecta, Diptera, Syrphidae. The record is from RefSeq and is a predicted model, not a curated record.